This is a messenger RNA of Metarhizium brunneum ARSEF 3297, 858 nucleotides long. RefSeq lists its product as uncharacterized. The record is from RefSeq and is a predicted model, not a curated record. NCBI's taxonomy places the organism in Eukaryota, Fungi, Ascomycota, Sordariomycetes, Hypocreales, Clavicipitaceae.
AUGGCCUUUACAUCCCGUUCACCGGUUCGCAUCUCGCCUUGGAUCGGCCUGCCACUCAGCGUGUUUAUGAUUGUUGUCGCUACCAUCACGUUUGUGGGAGCACCGUACGGCGAUGGAAGCAAAUGGCCUGUCCUAACAACGUUUCGGGAUAAACGGUCGGAGCUUAAUAUUCUCAACUAUCGUGCACAGCAAGCACCGCCAUGGCUGUACAAAGGAGGAAAGGGAGCGACAUCCAUUCUGUGGAGCAUACUCAUCCCCUUGCAGCACAGCCAAAGCAUUCGUCAAAGAAUGCCUACCUUCCAUCGGGGGGCCGGAUACAUGGUUGUUCUCUUGUCCAUUGAGCUGGGCUUGGCCGGCUAUUAUCUGUCCAGCCGUGGAAUGGUGACGACCCAUGAAAAAUGGUAUCAUGUGCAUUCAUUCUAUGGUGCUCGUCUCCCGAUUCCAUUCUUGGUGUGGCCCACGUUUGACUUUUCCAUUGGCGUUCUUGGUGUUUUUUACUUUGUUAGCCUAUUCAAGCUAUUCACCGCGAUUCGGGCUCAGAAGGUGGAAUUACAUCGACGGUGGGCCGUAUUCCACAGCAUGACGGGAUAUGCCAUUUCUAUUGAGCGACUUAUUGCCGUCUUGGUCAUCGCGCUGGGCUGGGUCUUGCAUAGCAUGCCGGAGCACUUUCAAACCUGGCUACAACUGCCUCUAGACAGGGACGGAAAGAUGGAGGUUGAGUUGUCAGCCCUCGCUUGGACGCUGGCAGCAGCAGGUAUCACAGUCGCUGCUUGGGCCUAUAUAGAAUUUGCCAAGGUUCGUUCAACGGAAUCAAGGAGCGGAGGAUCGCGCAUAGAGGCAGUGAGGAAGAACAAGUGA